UGCUCCAGUAGGCGGGCCCUCCCACCGCUUCCGGCCCCAGGUAUCCCACAAUCCUCAGCUCUUUCCGUCUUACUCGGCUCCCGUCCGUUCUCCCGAAGGCAAUGGCCGCCGCCGUGGCUGGGAUUCUGCGAGGCGGCCUCCUGCCCCCGGCGGGCCGGCUGCCCACCCUCCAGACUGUCCGCCAUGGUUCCAAGGCUGUUACCCGCCACCGUCGCGUGAUGCACUUCGAGCGGCAGAAACUGAUGGCUGUCACUGAGUAUAUCCCCCCGAAACCUGCGAUCAGUCCUCAGUGCCUGGCUCCUCCCUCCAAGCCAGUCCAGGAGGAGACAGGCCUCAUCCGGCUCAUCCGGCGGGAGAUAGCAGCAGUUUUCCAAAACAACCGAAUGAUAGCCAUCUGCCAGAACAUCCCCAUGAGCUCGGAGGACAAGCUGCUCAUGCGACACCGGCUGCGGAAACACAAUAUCUUGGUUAAGGCCUUCCCUAACCAGUUCCUGAAGCCCUUCCUGGAGGGCUCCAAGUACCGGAACCUGCUGCCCCUCUUCGUGGGGCACAACCUGCUGCUGGUCAGCGGAGAGCCCAAAGUCAGGGAGAUGGUGCGGGUCUUGAAGAGCGUGCCCCUCCUGCCGCUGUUAGGCGGCUGCAUCGACGACACCAUCCUCAGCCGGCAAGGCUUCAUCAACUACUCCAAGCUGCCCAGCCUGGACCUGGUGCAGGGGGAGCUGGUGGGAGGGCUCACCCUCCUCACGGCCCAGACCCACGCGCUGCUGCAGCGGCAGCCCCUCCACCUGACUGCCCUGCUGGACCAGUACGUCAGACAGCAGCGCCAGGGGCACUCCGCCGAGCCGGCCCCUGGGCAGCCCGACCCUCCCGACUCUGCCCCGGACUCACAGCCAGCCUGCCCGUAAACACCCGCCCGCUGGCCGUGCCGUCCUUGCGGAGGAACUUGGGGUGGGAGGGGCACGUGUUCCCUGGCUUCUACUGACGACGAUGACCUCAGAGGAAGAAGGAUUUCAUUUCAGAAUGGCGGCUUCUGAUCUCCGUCUUUGCCCUUCGUUUUUCCAACCUGGGACCUGACAAGAGCAAAGUGUCAGCUCCACGCUCAAGGCAGAGGCUGAGCAGAUGAGGAUAUUGCCCUCUGCCUCGUGCUCACUGUCCUUGGACUUGCCUCCCCAGCCGCCCCUGGUUGUCAGAGCAGCUCAGCCCAGUGAUUGUUCUAAGGAUGGGUUCUGUGGGAGCCCCCUGUGCCAGGCUGCGUGCUGACCACUUCCUGGGUGUUAGUUCUUUUGUUCCCGGGGCAGAGAAGUUGCUGCCUGCCCGGGGUCAUGCAGUUGUAAGAGGCAGAAGGGCUUGGGCCAGGCCCUCUGCUCUGAGACGUGCUCUGGAUUUCCAGAGCCGCCUCCGUGAGGCCCCAGGUGGGCUUGGAUGUGAGUUGUCCAUCCUCGGUGUGCGGUGUGGUGGAAAGGCUGGGAACGCUGCUUUAUGACAAAAAUAAAUGCAUUUU
Messenger RNA from Pipistrellus kuhlii (Kuhl's pipistrelle), 1501 nucleotides. RefSeq names its product mitochondrial ribosomal protein L10 (gene MRPL10). Gene Ontology annotation, molecular function: structural constituent of ribosome. Gene Ontology annotation, biological process: translation. Lineage: Eukaryota; Metazoa; Chordata; Mammalia; Chiroptera; Vespertilionidae. Gene Ontology annotation, cellular component: mitochondrial large ribosomal subunit. The transcript has 5 exons. The coding region runs from base 102 to 905 and encodes 267 amino acids. The record is from RefSeq and is a predicted model, not a curated record.